This is a messenger RNA of Salvia miltiorrhiza (redroot sage), 2908 nucleotides long. RefSeq lists its product as uncharacterized. NCBI's taxonomy places the organism in Eukaryota, Viridiplantae, Streptophyta, Magnoliopsida, Lamiales, Lamiaceae. The record is from RefSeq and is a predicted model, not a curated record. The transcript has 4 exons. The coding region runs from base 107 to 1609 and encodes 500 amino acids.
CAAAUUCGUUUUAAAUUAUUGGGAUUUUUGGAAAAGGGAUUCAGAUACUGCACCAUUGGUUUAUGAUGGGUGGAAUGCUAUUGAAAUUGAAGAAUACUUUGAAAAAAUGACUCUUGACCGUAUAUUUGAAGAAUUUGCUAAGUGUUAUGAUAGUAAACCUAGGAGUGUGUAUGCUCUAGAUGACGAUUACACCAUUGAAAAGGGUUUAGUGUUGCUUAAGAGUGAUGCGCAGUGUAAGAAAGUGUUUGAUUAUUUUGAGUGUCUUGGAGCAGAGGAGAUUCAACUAUUUGCUGACCAUGAAAGAGAUCCCCUUCCCCCUGUCACACUUUUACCAUUAUUUGAUGAGAAAAAAGAAGGUGAUCAAUUAGAGAAUAUCCAUGAUUUGGAGAUAGAAGAUGAGGGUGAGGCUGCUGAUUUAGGUGACAAUGAGCUAGUUGGGCAGGAUGUGGGUGAUCAUGGGAUACAAGUAGAGGAUGAUGGGGUAUGUGUUAAUGAAAUUGGUAGUGACAACGAAGGGGAGGAGCAUGAUCACACUUUUGCUGAUCCUUUGGGGGUUGGUUCUGACUCUGAUUCUAGUACAUACAGUGACAAUGAGUCAGAGAGUGAUGAAGAUAUAGUGAAUGAUGAGCGCAUGAUAGGAUCUGGAGAACAGGGAGAGCAAGGGAACUUUGCACUAGGCAUGACCUUUGCCGAGGCAAAGGAUUGUAGGGAGGCUUUGGCAAGAUAUUCAGUGACAUUUGGAUACAAGCUUAAGUUCAUGAAGAAUGAACCUAAGCGAGUUAGAGUUGUAUGCAUCAGUGAAAAGGACUGUCCCUUUAUAUUACUUGCAUCCAUGGAUGGGGAUAAAGAGGGUUUGAUCAUAAAAACUCUAGUGGCAGAGCACACUUGUGCAAGGCAAAGAGAAGUGCCUAGUGAUUCUCAAUCUUAUUUCGCAAAUUAUUUCAAGGAUGCAGUCUACAUGAAUCCUAAAUUCACUGCGAAGGAUAUGCAGGGACAUGUUAAAGAGCACCUGAAACUACAUGUGAGUAUGGGGAAGUGUAAGAGAGCAAAGAGAGCAAUAAUCACCAAGCUUGAAGGCAGUUACAAGCAAGAAUUCAACAUGUUGAUGGGUUAUAUUGAGAAAGUGAAGGAGACCAAUCCUGGUUCAAAGAUGGAGCUUCAGUUGAGCAAGGAUGAAUUGGCUAACGGUAGGAGGGUUUUUAAGAGACUGUUUGUUAUGUUUGAUGCUUGCAGGCAGAACUGGAAGGAGGGUUGUAGGCCCGUGAUUUCUUUGGAUGGUUGUCACCUUAAAUGUGUAACAUUUGGUUGCCUUCUAACUGCAGUUGAAAAAGAUGGCAAUGACGGUGUGAUUCCUAUUGCUUGGGCAAUAGUGAAUAAAGAAAACAAACACAAUUGGAGCUGGUUUGUGAGUUGGCUGAAACAAGAGCUCCAGCUUGGAGAUGGAUCAACUGUUACCAUAAUGAGUGAUAUGCAAAAGGGGUUGAUGGAAGUUGUGAAGAACCAAAUUCCAGAGGCAGAACACAGGUGGUGUGCACGGCACAUAUACUCCAACUGGAGUAAAAAAUGGAGGGGGGAGGAGCUGAAAAAAAGAUUUUGGAUGGCAGCAUAGAGCUCCUUUCAUGAGGAGUUCAAACUCAGCUUGGCCAAGAUAAGCUCCAUCAAAAAGAGUGCAGCUGAGGACCUCAUGCACUACCCUCCUCAGAAUUGGUGCCGUGCAUAUCAAUCAACCAAGUGCAGGACUUAUAUGGUGGACACUAACAUUUAUGAGUCCUUUAAUUCUAACAUAAUACAGGCUAGGCAUAAGCCAAUCAUAAGUAUGCUUGAAGACAUGAGAGUCUUAGCCAUGUCUAGGAUUAGGGAUAGAAAGGGGAGUGUUGCCUCUUGGAAAUGUGAUUGGUCUCCAAACUGCAUGAAGUUAUUUGAAAUUGCAAAAACUGAAUCUAUGUGUUGCAAUGUAAUAUGGAAUGGUGAGGAUGGGUACGAGAUAGGGGAAGGUAUGGACAAGCACACUGUUUCUCUGGAUAAAAAAAGUUGCACUUGUGAGAUUUGGGAACUAACAUGUAUUCCUUGAUGUCAUGCUCUGGCUGCCAUGUACUCUUCAUCUCUGGAUCCCAUGAGUGUGAUGUCCCACUGGUAUCACAAAUCAACAUUCAUGAAGUCAUAUGAACAUUCCAUCAAGCCUGUACCAGGUUUGAAGUUUUGGAAUGUUAGAGAAUCUGAUGCCAUAGAACCUCCACCUAUGAAGAAGAAAAUUGGGAGGCCGAAGAAGGUAAGAGUCAGAGCAAAAAAUGAGCCAAGGAAGAGCCACAAGCUAUCAAAGAUAGGAUAGAAACAACAUUGCAGCAUCUGCAAGAGUGAGAGCCACAAGAAGUAUAACUGCCCUAAAAGAGCAGUUCAGGAAACACAAGCUUCUAUUAACCCUGGAGUUGGCUUGUAUAUUAACCCUGAAAUUGGUAGGACAGUUCUACAUGGUGGCAGCUCACAAUCAGUUGUGAUAGAUGAGAGAACCCCCCGAGAUGCUGAUCCAAACACUAAAUUUGCAAUACCAAAUGAACUCGAGUUAAGGAAAAGAGAAAGCUACUUCAAACUGGUGGAGAGGGACAGAGUUCAAAAGCAAGGAAGAUUGCCUCCAAUCCAUUCAAGCCUCCAAGAGGCAAAGGAAAACAGGUGCAGGUUCAAGCAAUCCUCAGGAGGUCACCUCGAGGAAAAAAUGUGAAUUCAACUGCUGGAUCAACCAGUUGAAUUGGCAUUUUGGAUGCUUGAAAAAGUUGUGUUUUUUUUAUGGCUUCAACAAAAACUUGUGUUGGCAAGGAACAAAACCUUGUAUUUUUUUUUAAUGGUUUUUCUGUGUUAAAACUUGUUAUGCUUGGAUGUCAUCGAUCAGUCUAGACUUCAUGUGAUUGCUAUA